GGUUAUGUUAAAUGUCCAAAUUGUUCAGAAGAAAACAAGAAAGUAGUUAAAAUUGUUUUUAUCUAAUUUCUUUCAAAAUAUGAUUCAAUUUUAAAAAUUCUGAUUAAAAAAAUUAAGAUGGAUUAUAGUGAAUUUAUUGUAACACAGUGCCCACAAACUGUGAUUUACAUCCCAAAUUUCAUCACAUCGGACGAGGAGAAGUACAUCUUGUCCUGCGUAGCUGCAGCACCUAAGCCAAAAUGGACGCAACUGCUAAAUCGGCGGUUAAUAAACUAUGGCGGAGUUCCGCACAAAAAUGGCAUGAUUGCAGAGGAGAUGCCCGUGUGGUUGCAGACUUUUGUGGAGAAGAUUAACAAUUUGGGAGUGCUGGAGGAUAAGAAGGCGAAUCAUGUGUUGGUGAAUGAAUACCUUCCGGGGCAGGGAAUUAUGCCACACACCGAUGGUCCCCUCUUUCAUCCUGUGAUCUCCACAAUUUCCUGCGGCUCCCACACAAUUCUUCGUCUGCAGAAGAUGGCGCCCACAAGUGCUGGAAAUGAGAGCGUGGAAGAUGAUUCUCAGGCUGUGCAGGAGAUUCUCGUGGAACCACGUAGUUUACUCCUGAUUAAGGAUAAAGCAUACCAUGAGCAUAUGCAUUCAAUUGAGGAGCUCCUCGAAGAUAGGAUUGAUGAAGCUGUGAUGAACCUCAGUCUGUGUGAGAAGAGCUAUAGUCCAGGGACAAUUCUUGCCAGGAGUCGUCGGAUCUCCCUAACAAUCCGACAUGUGCCCAAGACCAGUAAGAUGAAGAUCAAACUGGGCUUCUAAGCAAAAAAAAAAACGUUAUUUAACCGUUUUAUUCGUCCUCCAAUUCAAAAAUUCUUGUAAGAUCUCUUCAAUUCAGUAAUUUAGGGAUAUUUUUAGGAACUACAUAGUCCUUAAAAAAAUUAAAGCAUAAUCAAAAAAAAUGUAGGGAAGGUGGAUAUUUUGUGUCUUAAAAAUGCAUUUUUUAAAGCAAAAGCUUCAAUUAAAAAUUUUCGCGCAUAGACCGUUGAAGCAUUAAAAAAUUUUGCCUUUUAUGCUCAAAUGCUCAAGUGCUUCGGAGCAGUAAAAUGUGCCAAAUUAAAAGGAAGAAUUAGGAGAUUGUAAGAAAGGAUAAUUUAUUCCAAAAAAAAAUAAAAUAUUUGAAUUUA
Molecule: messenger RNA, 1166 nt
Organism: Lutzomyia longipalpis
Lineage: Eukaryota; Metazoa; Arthropoda; Insecta; Diptera; Psychodidae
Product: alpha-ketoglutarate-dependent dioxygenase alkB homolog 6
Exons: 2
Coding region: 118-801 (227 amino acids)
Source: RefSeq, a predicted model, not a curated record